CUUUCGCUUUUAGCGCCCUCUACUACAAAACAUGGCGGCAUUGGCUACAAUCACGUGAUAUUACUAAAUUAGUUCUACCUCGUUAUUAGUAAAAUGUCAUCAACAGGCCAAACAAUAACAAUCUGGCUUGAUGUUCGAAGACAUUAUUUGGGUCUGGAGAAUGUGAAUCAGAUAGAUGUGGAAGACGACCUAAGAUGUGUUGAGUUACCCUACGGAUGUUCUACAGUGGAAGCGCAAGAAUUAAUUAGAGAUGCAUGCAAUCUGCCAAGCACUGUUAUUCUACAAUUGCGCAAUCAUAGAAAUUCUCUAAUUGCAAUCAAUGGAAGAUUGACAAUCACAUCAAAAUAUCAACCAUAUAUCUUGGAAGCUGUUCGUCCUUAUCAGAAUGUUAAGGCAAAGCGUCGAGCCAACAAGGAUCAAAAGCGUAUAGACAUCUUUAAAAAAAUUUUGAACAGCUAUAAGAUACGACUUCAGACGGUGGAAGACAAGCUUCCAAGUUGUCAGGAGAGAAGAAAUCAAAAAUUGUUGAUGGAAUUACUAGAAAUAGACAAACAAUUAAAUUUUCUUCAAAAACGAUUUCAAGAUGCCGAUCGAACAACGUGGUCGGGCAUGUUUAAAAAGACACCAUUAUGGUAA
Molecule: messenger RNA, 636 nt
Organism: Dimorphilus gyrociliatus
Lineage: Eukaryota; Metazoa; Annelida; Polychaeta; Dinophilidae
Source: the annotation of a GenBank genome assembly